Messenger RNA from Neospora caninum, 1797 nucleotides. RefSeq lists its product as hypothetical. The coding region runs from base 1 to 1797 and encodes 598 amino acids. Gene Ontology annotation, molecular function: nucleic acid binding; zinc ion binding. The transcript has a single exon. The record is from RefSeq and is a predicted model, not a curated record. NCBI's taxonomy places the organism in Eukaryota, Apicomplexa, Conoidasida, Eucoccidiorida, Sarcocystidae.
AUGUUGUUCUCCUCGAAACAGAGCCAAGGCAAUCGCCAGGGCUGUAUCGACACCGACGACGGGAAUCUGUUGUGCUCGUUUGAUACCGAGGGCGACGCGUCACUUUCCUCGCUUGUCGUAGGCUCUACCUCGCGCGCUACGACUCCUUCGUCUCAUUCGGUCGGCGAACAGCGCCUUUCUUCCUCAUUCUCGAAUUCGAACCGCGCACCGACCAAUGACCACCCCCUCGCUGCGACUUCGCGCCCGUCCUCAUUUUCUUCUGCUUGUUCUUCGUCUGCAGAGAAGGAAAGUGAGCACGCAGGCCGAAGCGAGAGGAACCCUUCAGGCAGUGGCAUCGCCUUUUCUUCUGGAAGCCAAAGUCGACAUCAACCUACCUCUGGACCUACAGCAAGUUCCCAUUCUGUCCCCUACCGCUCGGUUGGGAAAGGCGAUGUGCGGAAACUCUCCUUCGAACCUCCUUCACUUCCCUAUUUGAAACCUUCUCACGUGCUGCCAUCUUCCACCUCUCCGCAAGCUUCGACUCUCCCUUCCUCCUCUUCCUCUUCUUCUUCUUCUGUUCCCUCGUCUAUUCGUCUUCGUCAGUCGGUCGGCGCGAUGUCGUCGGCGUCGUCUCUGGCCUCUUCCACGUCAGCGGCAGCUUCACGCUACGCUUCUCAGGCCGGGCAAUUGCGGAAGUAUCGAUUUGCAGAGAGCCGCUACUUUGUCUCGGAAGCGGACUUGGAGGAGUUGAAGCCCGACUGGCUUCGGCGCAAAGAGGAGGCCUUUGAGCGCAGGUCGGCUCUCGGCAGCUCCUUUCCCCAGGGAGGGAGGCGCGAGGGGAAACGCGAGCGGCAGCGGGAGAGCGAGUGCGUUCCCUGGGGCGAAACGCCCGACAGACAGAGGCCGAGAAAUUGUUGCUUUCUCUGCUUCCAGGACGACCACGCGCACUUCCAGUGUAAGGCGAAACACCUCUUCUGCCGCCUCUGCGCGGGCUUUGGCCACCCCGAAGACGCAUGCCCCCUUCUCCUCGUCGAACAGAGUCUCCGCGGAGAGCUGCGGUGCUUCCUCAGCGAUGGCCCUUCACCAGACGGUUUCGUCCCGGCGAGCGACAGCGAGAGCGGAGAAGGCGACCGAUCCAGCGACGCAGAGAGAGGCAUCAGGUGUCUGUCGUGUGGCGCGCGAGGCCACGCGAUCUGCUCAGAGCCCCCCGUCACGGUUCUUCAGCUUUACUGCUGCAGGUGUGGGCUGUACGGUCACUCUCGGAGUGACUGUCCCGGGAUGCUCUCCUGCGUGCGUGCUUCGUCUCGGGGCCGCCGUGGCGCGUCGCAUGCCCGCUUUGCCUGCCACUCGACCUUUGGUCGCAGCUUCUCUAGGUCGCCCUCUCGGGCUUUCCCGAGUAACUCUCACCUUCGCCACUCCAGUCACAUUCCUCAGGCGGGUCUCUACUCAGAGUCCGGCGGGAGCGAGAAGGCGCAUCGCCGGCCGGUGCACGGGUCCGCCGGGACCGGCCUCGGCGGAGAGACGAGCAGAGCGCAGGCAACAAUCUUCGACGAGAGGACGAAGAAGAGGGAGAAGAAGGAGAGGAAAAAGGAGAAGAAGAAGGAGCGGGCGAGGGCAGAGAAGCAGGCGAAGCACAAAGAGCGCCUCCGAGAAGAGAGAAAAAAACACGGGAAGGGAAGCUGGGACGUGCACUUUGGCGGGCACAACGGCACAGAGGGAGGACGCGGACCCAGUCGGGGAGAACGAGGGACGUGGGGAAACUCGGCGAACCAGCCGCCGGCGAAGCGAAGCAAACACAGACACCGCGGCCUCUCCUGA